Penaeus indicus is the source of this 2983-nucleotide messenger RNA. RefSeq lists its product as uncharacterized. The transcript is spliced from 4 exons. The record is from RefSeq and is a predicted model, not a curated record. Gene Ontology annotation, cellular component: cytoplasm. The coding region runs from base 1685 to 2827 and encodes 380 amino acids. Lineage: Eukaryota; Metazoa; Arthropoda; Malacostraca; Decapoda; Penaeidae. Gene Ontology annotation, biological process: DNA catabolic process. Gene Ontology annotation, molecular function: nucleic acid binding; 3'-5'-DNA exonuclease activity.
AGAAAUAGUGGAGUGUAUGAAGAAGAAAAGGAAGAAGAGAGAAAAGAAGAUAUUACUCGCAUAUUUACAGCGGACUGUCUGGUUUGCCAUGCAUUGACGUCAGUUAUAGAGCAUUUAAGGCCUGGCGUUGCUGUGCAUGAACAAAUUGGCUUCGUGUGACCUUGAGGAGUAGGAUGCACAAGGGAACUCGGGCGGAUGCACUGGUUCUCCUGCUCAUUCUCCUCCUAAAGAGCUGUAACUUUUUGUGUUUUUUUUACGAAUGACAAUUAGUGACAUUCUUUUAAUGGCACCAAUUAGAGGACAAAUAUAAUAGAAAGAUUGAUCAUGGUGAUAAUGAUAGUUAUCUUGAUAAAAAACAGAUUGAUGAACGAGAACAUGGUUAUUAAUAUCAGCAAGAAUAAGAGUAAUAUUAACAACACCAAUGAUAAAGCCAGUGUUUAUGAUGAAAAGGACGACGAUAAUGAUGGUGAUAAUGAUAAUAACAGUCUUGAUAAAUAAACAAAAAACAGCGAGGAGGAGAAUAGUAAUAAAAAUAAUGCGAAUUAUAAUAAUAAUAACAAUAUUACAACAAUGGUAACAAUAACAGUAACGAUAGAUGCUAAUGGUAAUGAUAAUAUAUUUCUGAUAAACAAUAAAAUAUAAAAGAUAAGUAAAUAACAAUACCUUUAAUAAUAGUAACAAUAAAAGAGAUACGAUACUACUACCAGUGCUACUACUACAACUACUACUAAUGAUAACGAUAAUAAUGAUAAUGGUAAUAAUAAUAAUGGCAAUGAUAUUUGAUAACGAUGAUGAUAUCGGUGGUAAUACCCGUGUUAUGGUAAUGAUAUUGAUAACAGCAAAAUAGCAAUAUCAUUAUAACAAUGACGGUAAUGGACAGCAAAGCGUUGGUAUCAAUAUUCGUCAUAAUGAGUAUGAUCAUAUUAGUGGCAUUAAUAAUGAUAUGAUGUUAAUAAUAAUGAUGGUAGUAUGAGGAGAUGGCAGCAAUAUCCUUAUUAAAAGUACAUAACAGCACAAUAGAGCAAUGCAAUAUAUAACAAUAGAAAUUAAUGCAAUAACAUAUAUUACAAUAUCCAUAAUAAUAAUAAUAAUAAAAUUAGUAAUAAAAAAUGCCUCCAGGAAUAAUAAUUGCAAUAGCUAACAGUGCUACAAUAGUUAUGAUAAUGAAAACAAUAUUAAGAGUACUGGUAAUGGCGGUGAUAACAAUAAUAACACUAAUGAUUAUGAUAAUGAUAAUAAAAAACAACAGCAAUAUUAGUAGUGCUAGUACUACUUGUAGCAUUAUUAGUGGUGGUGGUAACUGUAGUAAUAAUAAUAAUGAUGAAUACAGAGAGCAUGGUAAUUCUAUUAAUAAUGAUAAUAUCAACAAUAACGAUGAUAAAAAUAAUAAACAAUAACACGAAUAAUAAAAAUGAUGGUAAUGAUAGUGAUAGAGUGUCAAAGCUGUUCAUUAUUACUGCAGCUAUCAGCAGAGCUUUAAGGCGUGUUAGAGCACUCACAGUAAUCGAAGCUUAUCUAGAGAGGAAGAUAAGGAUAAGGAUGUAAGGAUGCAAGGAGGAACAUAAACAGUUAUGCUCUGAGCUAGUGCAGAGGAAGUGCACUUGUAGCGCCCUCAGUCAAUCUCCAAGGUGAGCGUGACACCAACCCUUUUUUUACGUUGGAUUCGACCUGGCAGAGAGCAGUCAUGGAGGACAAGGAUGCGAGAAACAAACCUGGGCUUGACCGGACGUCGUCGGGAACACUCAGGCAGACCACUUUGGUCAACUACUUCACUGAGAAACGGACGACAGGAGGAGAACCCACAGUGAAAGGACAAAAGGAAAGAGGGGUCUUAGACGCGGCACGAUCCGUUAAGACACCAAACCAGAAGACGAAGAAGAAGGGAGAAACGAAUACUGGCAAGAGAAACAAGAAAGACGGAGAGAAAAAAGAGAGUAACGGCAGGAAAAACGGGAAUGCUGGCGAGAGAAAGAGGAAUGGUGGAGAGAGAAAAAGGAAACGCAAGCAGAAAUCCCAAGCGGGUAAGGGACGAGACCCCAGCUUCGUAGAAGAAAAUGAGGUCCUGAGUAGGGAUGAGGGAGAAGACUCGACCGCAGAGCACCCUGUGGGGAGUGGAAGGAGAGAGAACCAACAACCUGGAGACGGGGAAGAAGGGGACAUCCAACCAAACGAUGAACCAGUGCCUGUUGGAGUGCAAGAAGAAUACAUAUCAGUUAUACUAGGACUUGAGACCACAGACCGUGUGCACCGAAGAGCCGAUAUCCUUCAGAUCGCCGCGACGCCCUGGCUUGAGAACGGCGACCACGGCGCGGAAUUCAACGUGUUCACCUUCCCGAGGCAGCCGAUCAACUGGCACGCGGCGAAAAUGAACGGCUUUUCCGUCACGGAGGAGUCGCUGUGGCGAUACGGCGAAAAGGUGGCGGCCGUGAGUCUCCAGGAAGGACUUCGGAGGUUCAUGGAGUGGCUGCGAAGUCUCGGCGCCACCAAGAAGCUCCUCGUAUGCAAUAACGCCCAGAGGUUCUACUCGCCGAUCCUGGAGAGACACGUCGACGCAGAGGGACUCCGGGCGGAAUUCGAAGACGUGGUGAUAGGAUUCUCCGACACCUUGGGAGUCUUUCGGGAGCUCGAUCCCGAGAGGAGGAUCUCCCGAGACUCCUUUAGGAGGGACGACCUCAUCCAAGACCGCUUGGGAGAUAAAAUAAAAAAGCAUGACUGUGUGGAAUCCGUUCACAAUCUAGCAAGACUUUUAAGUUCUUACAAGGCGGAGAAGGCAAUUAGGAAAUACAGCUUCUAUGUGGGCUACUCUCCUCUGAUCGUCACCCAGUGAAGUCAGCAUUCUUUCCAUAAUCAUAUUUCAAUAUGUUCUUAUGUUUCGUUCGCAAAAUUUCCAGAUAAUGUUUAAUAAUGUUGUACACUAAAGUCUUUCUAAUGUGUUCUAAUCAGAGCUUGAAAAGCUUGAAUAAAAAUGAGAAUAUUACACAAA